GGCUGGGAGCUCGGGUUAAGACCCGUUCUGAAAAACGGGUCGCGGGCUUUUUGCUGUAAACUGAAAAAACGAAGCCUCGAAGAACAGCAGAAGUUAGCAGAAAACUCGACACUCGAAGAAGAAGAAGAUUGAGAAGGUAUGUGGGCGGCAACGGUCUCCUUCCCUUGUUACGCACACCCGAAACCGAUUCAUCUGUCGAAUCGUACGGACUCCAAGCCUUUGAAGCUCCAAAUGAGAGCUUCCUUUUUCGACUAUCCUCUCGCAAGCAAAAUCUUGGUUAAAAAUAUACCAUAUUCCACCAGUGAAAAUAGUUUGCAGCAGAAAUUUUCGAGUUUCGGCCAGAUAGCUGAAGUUAAACUAGUCAAGGAUGAAUCCUCAAGAAGAUCCAAGGGGUUUGCAUUUAUUCAAUAUACCUGUCAAGAUGAUGCUAUGCUCGCCCUGGAAAAUAUGGAUCGCCAGAAUCUUGACGGCAGGAUCAUCUACGUAGAGCUUGCUAGACCUGGGAAAGACGCUUAUGGAGAAUAUCCAAGAACCUCUGGUCCCCCAAAGAAGCAGAAUUUGCCACAGCAAGAGGAAGUUUCGGACUGCUGGUACUGAUAGAAAACAGCACUGUAAGUACGCUAGCUAGAAUGGAAAUACUGGAUGCAGAGGUGCAUUUCACCCCUGCAACUAUUAGCAGCGCGGCCGAGUGUUCAUCACUGUGUAUGUAUAAGUGGUGUAUGGUUAGAGCAUUGUAAUUGGAAAGUAUAGAAUGUCGUUACGAUACAGAUGAGAUACUGUAUCAUUACGACAUAGUUUGUAAUGAAUCUUAUUUCAAUAACUUCUUAUGCUACACAGAUUGGGAUUGAGCACCGUUAGUCAUGGUCUGUAUUAAAUCCGUCAUAGGAUCCAAACCCAAUUAAUUUUUGUUUGUCACAAACACGCUGUUGUAAAUGAUUGAUGUUAGCAUUUCCUGUAA
Malus domestica (apple) is the source of this 958-nucleotide messenger RNA. Its product is annotated as glycine-rich RNA-binding protein 4, mitochondrial. NCBI's taxonomy places the organism in Eukaryota, Viridiplantae, Streptophyta, Magnoliopsida, Rosales, Rosaceae. Gene Ontology annotation, molecular function: mRNA binding. The record is from RefSeq and is a predicted model, not a curated record. Gene Ontology annotation, cellular component: cytoplasm.